UACGUGUCAAAUUUUCCUUCCGAACCGCAUUUUCCUUCCCGUCAUGCACUGUAAACAACAUGGCUGACUUAGGAUCUUAGUUGAAAACUCGGCCGGUGUACGUCGGAAAAUUCCCUCAUUUAUGCGGUUUGCUCGAAAUCUUUGCAUCUAAACACAUCACCGAUAGCAGCGAGCUAAUUGUAGAGCAUGAAGACGCUACAGAUGGCCCUGACAGGGGCCCUGCACCACCAAAACAAAGGGGCUUCCGACUGGGGAUGGCCGGGCCUGCUGGCGUAUGGCUGCCAGAACUUUGUUGUAGUGGUGGAUACUCGUACUGUGCAGGUCAUUCAGACCCUUGACAGACACAAGACCAAUGUUGUCAAGGUAAAGUGGGCACGUGAGAACUACCACCAUGACCUGAACCUCCCAUACACUCUGCGACUAGCCUCGGCUGACUCUCAUGGCAGGAUUGUGGUAUGGGAUGUCAGCCAGGGGCUCAUACGUGCAGACUUCUAUGAUGGGACCAAACCUGUUCAGGAUUUGGAAUGGCUGUCCACCCAGGAUGCCUGUCCCACAUUGCUGGCAGCCAUCCACCCUCCCAGCUCGGUGGUGCUGUGGAAUGCUGACACUGGAACAAAACUCUGGAAAAAGAACUUCAACGAGACUCUGCUUUCAUUCGCCUUCGACCCCUUCAACCCUGCCAACAUGACCUUACUGGCCAAUGACUGUAUCCUGUUUGUGAGUGACUUCAUGACAUCCAGACCUCCAUCAGGAACAGGUCGUCGGUUCUACAUCUCUAACCCUUCCAGCCCUGUCCACUCUGGGGCAGCAGAGGGGGGGAGGUCGUCAGAGCGCAGGACAGGGGGGCGCUCAGCGCUGAGGAGAAACUUUAAACUGCUGGUGGGAGAUGUCAAGGACAGUACUAACAAAGAGCUCCUUGACAGUGUGUUCCCCACGUCCAAGGGAGGGGAGGACACGGUGACGCUGAACGAGUGUCUCCAGCUGAUGUACCUCCGGUCCUGCCGGAACCACCUCCUCCUCGUCUACUCCAAGGAACUGCUCAUCCUGGACCUGGAGAUUAAACAGACAGUCGGCAUAGUUGCUAUAGAGAGGAGUGGGUCGCCUUUUUUACAGGUGAUAGCUUGCAGACAGAGGGAUGCACUGCUGUGUCUUCAUGAGAAUGGCAGUGUGACAGUUCGUGUGCGGAGAAAAGUUGUCAUGGGGCCAUUCUCAACACCAGUGGACCAGAUUGGCAACAUGGCCUCCCAGCAGACAGGUGACUUGAGCCCAUUGGGUGAGCAGGACGUCACAUACGAGCUGCGCUGUCAGUCCGAAGCUCUCCGCAUCACCAAGCACAUACGGAUCUCAGGCAUGGCGGCCUGCCCCGUGAACGAGCGCUCCGUGGCCGUCUUUGUGAACGAUGGCCGUAUCAUGUUUUGGAACCUUACUACCAUCCCUGCUGUAGUACAGGCCAGAGACACUCCUAACCACACACAGACACACCUGUCACCGCUGCACUCCCCAGGCUUUUCUCUCAGUGACAGUGGGAGUGAUCCCUACAAGUAUCCUUCUUCCUCCAGUUCCAGUGAGGCCUCUACAGCCGCUGCCUCACCUGCAAAAACUGCCAAAAUCUGCUCCGUGCCAAGAAUGUGCAAUGUCCCACAUACAAAGAUGGCAAUAUGUGACAUGAUUGGUCAGACUUAUGGCCCAACAGAACCCAGCGUGGACAGACAAGGGUACGUGUUCAGAUUCACCCUGCAGGGGCUGUUGAGUGGACUGCCACUACCCCCCACAAUCAUCAAAAUGUGUCCACCUCUAACAACAAAGAACUGGAAUGUGUACAGACCACUGCUGGCAGUUGGUUCUUCCCAUGGUCUUGUCCAGGUGUACAACCUGUCCAGUGGGCUGCUAUGGAGGGAGUUUAACAUCCACACUUGUCAAGUAAGGGGGCUGGAGUGGACAAGUCUGACCAGUUUCCUGUCCUUCGCCUACCCGUCACCUGGUCAGUCUGGGCUGGUCAAGAAUGAACUGCUGCUGGUCAAUCUGCAAACAGGCUCCAGUGAACUGUUUCGGGGAGACAAAGGGAAUGAUGAGUCACCUAUAGAGAUCGUCCGGAUCUCACAUCUCAAACAAUAUGCCAUCAUUGUUUUCAAGGACAAGCCCAGACUCUGGGAUAUCAGAAGCCAAACUCUUCUGAGGGAAAUGCCUAAAAACUUCCCAACAAUCUCUGCACUGGAGUGGUCACCUUCUAACAACCUGAAAAGCUUGAAGAAGAAGCUAUCCCAGGAUCCCACAAGUGCAGCUGCCUCCCCAACAGUGGAGUUGCUGCCUACUAUCGGUACUGAGACUAAGACACAAACAGAUAGCAAAAAGUUGGCAAACCUGACAGUGCGGGAGCAUUUCGUGUUCACCGACUCAGAUGGGCAGUUGUACCACUUCAUGGUGGAGGGGAACAUUGUCAAGGAUGGCUCAAAGAUACCUCCUGAUGGAACAAUGGGAGCCAUCACCUGCAUAGCCUGGAAGGGUGAUACCAUGGUCCUGGGGGAUGUGGAUGGGAAUAUCAACAUUUGGGACCUGAAGGCAAAGAUAUCCAGAGCUGUACCCACACAUCGUGGUUGGAUCAAGAAACUGAAGUUUGCUCCUGGCCGUGGCAACCAGAAAAUCCUAGUUCUGUACAACGACGGGGCAGAGGUGUGGGAUGCUAAGGAGGUUGAAAUGGUGAGCUCAGUGAAGUGUCCCCGUGACAUGGCGAAGGUUAUUGAUAUUGAC
Molecule: messenger RNA, 2748 nt
Organism: Branchiostoma floridae (Florida lancelet)
Lineage: Eukaryota; Metazoa; Chordata; Leptocardii; Amphioxiformes; Branchiostomatidae
Product: WD repeat-containing protein 11-like
Cellular component (GO): cytoplasm
Molecular function (GO): protein binding
Source: RefSeq, a predicted model, not a curated record